This is a messenger RNA of Hermetia illucens (black soldier fly), 1237 nucleotides long. RefSeq names its product RNA-binding protein squid-like. The coding region runs from base 112 to 1026 and encodes 304 amino acids. The transcript has a single exon. Gene Ontology annotation, molecular function: RNA binding. Gene Ontology annotation, biological process: regulation of gene expression. NCBI's taxonomy places the organism in Eukaryota, Metazoa, Arthropoda, Insecta, Diptera, Stratiomyidae. Gene Ontology annotation, cellular component: nucleoplasm. The record is from RefSeq and is a predicted model, not a curated record.
UUAAAGCACAUUCCUUUCAAGCAUUUCAUUUCAACUCCAAGUUUCUUGGCGAGUGGUUCGUUUUUAGUGAAAUUUUAACGCUAGUGGAACUUUACUUAAAAAUCUAGAAGAAUGGCAGAUCAAAAUGAAAUUAACGCAGCUCUCUCGGAAAGUGCAAACAUUGAUAGCAAUGCUCAAAUGAGUAAUAGUGAAAACGGAUCAGAUGGUGGUGCAUGUCAAAAUGGAGCUGUUAAUGGUGGUCUACAAAGCGAGGCGUCUAAUCCUCCACAAUACGGAUCAGCGGAGAAUUCAUUAAAUGGACAUGAGAAUAAUCGAAAACUAUUUGUUGGUGGUUUAACUUCUGAAACGACUGAAAAAGAACUAAGAGAACACUUCGGUCAGUACGGCGAUAUUCAAAGUAUACACGUCAAGGUAGACCCGACAACCGGAAGAUCCAAGGGAUUUGCAUUUAUUAUUUACGCUGAUCCAAAUUCAAUCGAUAAGGUGCUGCAAGUUGAGACUCAUGUUAUCAACAAUAAACAAGUUGAUGCCAAGAAAGCGAAAUCCCGACAGGGAAAAAUCUUCAUCGGCGGAUUGACUCCAGAAAUUAGUGACGAUGAAAUUAGAACUCACUUUUCCCAGUUUGGAAAUAUCAUUCAAAUCGAAUCGCCGUUUGAUAAGCAGAAGAAUCAACGAAAGGCUUUCUGUUUCGUUACAUUCGAUUCAGAUCAAGUGGCUAAUGAUCUACUGAAAACUCCAAAACAAACAAUUGCAGGCAAGGAGGUUGAUGUCAAGAAGGCUGCGUCUAAGUCAGCAAAUAUGCCAGUAAUGAAUGCAGGACCUCAUGGCGGGCGAAAAGGUGGUUUUGCAGGUAAUAAAACUGUAGGUUAUGGUCAACCCUAUGGCAAUCAAGGGUAUGGCGCUGGCCAAUACUUAAAUUAUGGUGGUUAUGGCAGUAACAAUUAUUCAGGGUAUGGAGGUUAUACUGGUUAUCAGGGAGGUAACCAAAGAGGUACCAGGCCUCAUCAACGACAUCAACCUUAUUAAGUAUAUUGGAAUUUCAAUAGAGAAGAAGUCACCAGAUAAAGAGUUGAGAGGUAUUAAUUUGUUAACUCUAAAUGGAAAAUUUAUAAUGUUAUAGAAAUAAUCAUAGUAUAGUUUUUUAUUUACCUUGUCAUGAAGUUUGUGAAUAUGUCAGAUUUUUAGAAGUUAAAUAAAUAUAGAGUUGUAACCAUUAAAAAAAAUCAUUUCCUUGUUA